Olea europaea var. sylvestris is the source of this 1271-nucleotide messenger RNA. RefSeq lists its product as uncharacterized. The record is from RefSeq and is a predicted model, not a curated record. Lineage: Eukaryota; Viridiplantae; Streptophyta; Magnoliopsida; Lamiales; Oleaceae. The coding region runs from base 387 to 785 and encodes 132 amino acids. The transcript is spliced from 2 exons.
CUUUGUUUCAGGUGUCAAAUUCUCCCGACAAACAGAAGAUUAAGGUGGGCCAUCAACAGCAUCCUCAUGUUACUAACUCUUCACGGGGUGCAGCCGUGAAGGCUGAUGCUUCAAAGAUAUCUUGCGUGGGUAAGCUUCAAGUUCUUAAGCCAGUGCGGGAAAAAAAUGUCCCCUCUCCUGCUGUGAAGGAAAAUUUAAGCCCAACGGGUGGUAGCAAAGCAGCGAAUUCCUUUCUUUCUGUUGCUUCAUCAAUUUCUGGAUCCGCAGCAGUUAGGCUUCCCCCAAACAACCUGGUCCUUCCUGCUGUCGAGGGCAAGCCUGCACUUAAUGCAUUGGAGAAGCGGCCGAAUUCUCAAGCUCGAAGCCGAAAUGAUUUUUUCAACCUCAUGAGGAGGAAAUCUAUGGCAAAUUCCUUGUCUGCUUCUGAUCUUGGCACACCCAUGUCUUCGUCUGUAACUGAUAAGAUUGGUGAAACACUGGUCUCCUCUGCUGUUACGAUUACUCAGGCUAGAGAUGCGCAAUCACCUGUUAGCUCGAGUGGAGGCCACUUGUCCGAGGAGGGGGGUGAUGAGACCUGCAAUGGUGAUGCUAUUGAGAGGCAAACAUGUCUUUGCAAUGGGAAGAAAUAUCCAAGCUUAGAUCCAUUAUUUCCAGAGGAGGAAGAGGCUGCAUUUUUACGCUCUAUGGGCUGGGAAGAAAAUGCUGAUGAGGGUGGUCUUACCGAGGAGGAAAUCAGUGCCUUUUACAGGAAGUACAAAAGUCCAUCAGUUCAAAGCCGUCCCUGAAAAUUUUGCCUGGAGUACAGCCAAGGAUUUUAUUGCCCUUCCACUCGUAAGUCAUUGGUGUCAUUUCUUCUGGGCUGAGCUCAUCUGAUGCUAAGCUGGAAUCUUGAUUCACUGAUCUUUAUGCUGAGUUUCCUUUCGGUGUUUCUCCAAUUUAUUUUGACUCUAUCGGUAGCUUAUUAGGUGGUCUGAAGAGAGGAUGGUGCAUUAAUAAUAGAUUUGCCGUGUGAUGGAAGCGGGAUAGAAAUAAGGUAAUGGCCAGUAUCAACUCCUGAGGUGACUUCUGAUGACUGAAUUCGAAAGUUUUCUGAAGUUCGAAGGUUGAGUAAAGAAACUAGAAUAGGUUUCUUAUCAAAGUGCUUCAAGAAAUUGCUUGGUUUGCAAAUUCAGUAUCUAACCAUUUGGGUUUUACAAUAGACUAUCUAUCGAAGAAGUAUGGUUUCUUACUCAAUCAAAAAGGAAAUAAAAUAAAAAUAAAUAAAUAAAUAA